Aspergillus melleus is the source of this 240-nucleotide messenger RNA. RefSeq lists its product as uncharacterized. Bases 1 to 240 code for a protein of 79 amino acids. The record is from RefSeq and is a predicted model, not a curated record. Lineage: Eukaryota; Fungi; Ascomycota; Eurotiomycetes; Eurotiales; Aspergillaceae. The transcript has a single exon.
AUGAUCUCCGUCGUCGUCGUUUUCGUCUUCGCACCGGUUUCGCCUAUUUGCCUAUGCGCGCAGAACGUCUCCGUCGCUAUCGCCGUCGCCGACAACUGCAUCGACCAGAUCAAAUCCUACUACGGGAGCACCAUCUUCAGGGAUAUCGAUAGUGGCGAGAAAAGAAUACCAUGGGCCUUGAAAACGGAGGGGAUGGACGACACGACCUCUAAGCAUCCAAAUUCCCGCCCCAAAGACUAA